AUGGCCAUUUUGACCUCCGAGGAGACAAACUAUGCUGGUAAUGUAUCUCCAAAGAGCAUACAGCAAAUAUCGGAGGUCAUGGAACAGACUUGGGCUAAUGAGACAUUCUGGCUACAGCCCUGGUUUUCGAAACACGGCUCAGCCGAUAUUGCUGAAAUUCUGCCGUUUUACUGGGUAAGAAAUGUGGGAAGGUUCUCGGCGACAAAGGUAAAGGACAAGCAGAAUUACGAUACCGAGCUUCGUGGCGCUUUCGGUAGUCAGUGA
Molecule: messenger RNA, 264 nt
Organism: Penicillium verhagenii
Lineage: Eukaryota; Fungi; Ascomycota; Eurotiomycetes; Eurotiales; Aspergillaceae
Exons: 2
Coding region: 1-264 (87 amino acids)
Source: RefSeq, a predicted model, not a curated record